Messenger RNA from Hyaena hyaena (striped hyena), 3230 nucleotides. RefSeq names its product FYVE, RhoGEF and PH domain containing 5 (gene FGD5). Gene Ontology annotation, molecular function: guanyl-nucleotide exchange factor activity; metal ion binding. The record is from RefSeq and is a predicted model, not a curated record. The transcript is spliced from 19 exons. The annotation marks the transcript as partial. Lineage: Eukaryota; Metazoa; Chordata; Mammalia; Carnivora; Hyaenidae. Gene Ontology annotation, cellular component: cytoplasm.
CGCCUACACAGAGCCCUAUAAGGUCUGUCCCAUCUCGGCGGCAGCCCCCAAAGAGGACCUGUCAUCGGAUGAAGAGCAGGGAAGCUCGGAGGAGGAGGACGGUACUCCAAGAGACCCCAGCCUCACCCAUAAGGUGGAAGGACAGUCCAGAGCCCAUGUCAUUGCACAGGAAUUGCUGUCUUCAGAGAAAGCAUACGUGGAGAUGCUUCAGCACUUACAUCUGGAUUUCCACGGAGCUGUCAUGAGGGCCUUGGAUGAAAUAGACCAAGAGAACAAGGACACAUUGGCCAGGGAGGAGCUGAGGCACGGCCUGAGUGAACUCCCAGCCAUCCGAGACCUUCACCAGGGGAUCCUGGAGGAGCUCAGGGAGAGGCUGUUGCACUGGGAGGACCAGCAGCAGGUGGCCGAUGUCUUCCUGGCCCGGGAGCAGGAGUUUGACCACCAUGCCGCCCACAUCUUGCAGUUCGACAGGUGUCUGAGUCUACUCAGUGAGAACUGCCUGCACUCCCCCCGGCUGGCAGCUGCUGUCCGUGAGUUUGAGCAGAGUCAGCAAGGAGGUGGCCCGAGCGUGAAGCACCGGCUGCUGCGGGUGGUUCAGCGCCUCUUCCAGUACCAAGUGCUCCUCACAGACUAUUUAAACAACCUUUGUCCGGACUCAGCUGAGUACGAUAACACGCAGGGUGCACUUACCCUCAUCUCCAAAAUCACAGACCGUGCCAAUGACAGCAUGGAGCAAGGGGAAAACCUGCAGAAGCUGGUCCACAUUGAGCACAGCGUUCGAGGCCAAGGGGAUCUCCUCCAGCCAGGAAGGGAGUUUCUGAAGGAGGGGACACUGAUGAAAGUGACAGGGAAAAGCAGACGCCCCCGGCACCUGUUCCUGAUGAGCGAUGUGCUCCUAUACACAUAUCCCCAGAAAGAUGGGAAGUACCGGCUGAAGAACACAUUGUCAGUGGCCAGCAUGAAGGUCAGUCGCCCCGUGAUGGAGAAAGUGCCCUAUGCCCUAAAGAUCGAGACUUCCCAGUUCUGCCUCACUCUCUCUGCCAGCUCCUGUGCUGAGCGAGACGAAUGGCACAGCUGUCUGAGCAGAGCCCUCCCUGAGGAUUACAAGGCCCAGGCCCUGGCUGCCUUUCACCACAGCGUGGAGAUACGGGAAAGGCUGGGGGUCAGCUUGGGGGAGAGGCCCCCCACCCUGGUGCCUGUCACACAUGUUAUGAUGUGCAUGAACUGUGGCUGUGACUUCUCCCUCACCCUGAGGCGUCAUCACUGCCACGCCUGUGGCAAGAUUGUGUGCCGGAACUGUUCGAGAAACAAGUACCCCUUGAAGUACCUCAAGGACCGGAUGGCCAAGGUCUGUGAUGGCUGCUAUGGGGAGCUGAAGAAGAGGGGCGGGGAUGUCCCAGGCAUGAUGAGAGAGCGGCCCGUGAGCAUGAGCUUUCCCCUGUCCUCCCCCCGCUUCUCGAGCAGUGCCUUUUCGUCCGUCUUCCACAGCAUCAACCCCUCGACCUUCAGGAAGCAGAAGAAAGUUCCUUCAGCCCUGACCGAGGUGGCUGCCUCCGGAGAGGGCUCUGCCAUCAGUGGCUAUCUCAGCCGGUGCAAGAAAGGCAAGAGGCACUGGAAGAAGCUCUGGUUCGUCAUCAAAGGCAAGGUGCUCUACACCUACAUGGCCAGUGAGGACACGGUGGCCAUGGAGAGUAUGCCCCUGCUUGGUUUCACCAUUGCCCCAGAAAAGGAAGAGGGCAGCAGUGAAGUAGGACCUAUUUUUCAUCUCUACCACAAGAAAACCCUAUUUUAUAGCUUCAAAGCAGAGGAUACCAAUUCAGCUCAGAGGUGGAUCGAGGCCAUGGAAGAUGCAAGUGUGUUAUAGCAGUUACCAAGCACGUGGACUCAGAAUAAACUCUUAGGUUGAUAUGCGGAUCCUUCCAGAAGCCAAUCUGUGUCUCCACUUGUUGGGGCUCACAUCUGGAUUCAGCAUGGGGCCUAAUCCUUUUUUUGCCGUAACCCCCUCUCCCCUUCACAAGUGGAACCCUUAAGGAAUAUUUAUGAACCGCUCCUUUUCUGUUCUCGUGUCUUCCACACACCGGAUGCCACCCCAGCCCAGCAUAAACUAUUUCCCUAGUCAGUAGUGAGUUCAAGUCUAGUAACAUGAAGACAUGGAAACAGUAGAGAAAGUACUGUGCAGUACUUAGAAAUGCAGGCUUUUUAGUGGAAACAAGCUUUUACAAUUUUUACUGGUGGUAAACAUUAUCACUUCUCAUAGCAUUGGUGUCAGUGCCUCAGGUGAAAUGAGAAACAAUUGGUAAAUAACAGCUACCCUCUUCGAAAGCACUUUAUUGUUCUACUGAGCUACAGACUCCAGUUUUAUGUUUUCCAAGUGAUUUACUUAAGUAAGUAGCAGAUGGAGCCCCAUGGACUAAUUUGCCACCAGUUCUCAACAAGAGGGUACGUACAAGUGAUUUGUGCAAACCCGGCUGGGCCUUGCCAAGUGGGCUGGCGAGUGGCAUGUGGGGGUGGGGGUUGGGUGGUGGCAUCCUCCUCGCUGCAGAGGCCACACUGCACUGGAUAAGAAGGCAGGCUCUCCUCCUCCACUUGAUCAUACGACCUGUAUGCUGACAGGACUUACUAAAGGAAGGACCUCUCUUUCCUGGGUGGUCCUCACACUACCCGUGCUGGAAGCUCAACUGCGGGCAGACCCAGCCCCGACCCUGCAGGUCACCACAAACCCUCUGAAGAGACAGGGUCUGCUUUAGUUUAUUGUGUGCUUUCCUGUGUCUACCCAACAUGAGCUGACAGUGUUAUGUUUGUAAGAACCCGUGCUGGCUUUCACCACGGCUAUCCUCCGGCUGUCCUCCGGCUGUACUGCCAAAGCCUUGAAAGAGAUAGGAAGAGAGACAAGAUACAGUCACAAGGUGAAUUAAUGGACUUGACUAGUGGCUCUGGACACAGCAAGGGAGCACACAAGUAGUGGCUUGAAGAGACUCUCUGGGCACUUGGGGCUCAGCCACCUCCCGCUGAUGACCACUGCGCGUUAUGUUGGACAAAUUUCUACAUAAAGCAGAACAGGGGCAGGGCAGGUGGGAUUCCUUGUUACUCUCAUCAAAAUAGAAAACAGUCAUAUCAUUUUCUGAUGUCCUGUCCCCAUCCUCCUGCUGCCCUGUUCCCUAAACAAAAAAGCAUUUGCUGACAAACCUUUUGUAAAAAGCACCAUCUCAAGGAGUUAUUUACAUUAAAUA